This is a messenger RNA of Botrytis cinerea B05.10, 1180 nucleotides long. RefSeq lists its product as hypothetical. Bases 138 to 1028 code for a protein of 296 amino acids. Lineage: Eukaryota; Fungi; Ascomycota; Leotiomycetes; Helotiales; Sclerotiniaceae. The transcript has 2 exons. The record is from RefSeq and is a predicted model, not a curated record.
GUCAUAUCCCAACUUUCAAUAUCAUCACCUGAUAUGGCAUAUUUACCACUCACCAGAUGGUACUUGGCCAUAUAAUACUUUGCAUGCCCCUAACUUACGUACCUCUUUCUGAGUAAUAAUAACAUCAUCAAGCAAAAAUGCCGGAACAAAAGUCAAAACUCCUUGAAUCUCUCGAACAAGAUGGCUUCAUUCUCAUUCCCUCUCUUCUGAGUCAAGCAGAGAUUGAUUCUCUCCGCCUCGAAGCGAAAAGAACAGUCGACCUUGCUCGCUCUGGGUCAUGGCCAUACGUCCGAACACUUCCAAAGCAAUUUCCACCUUGGAAUGUAGGAGAAGGAGAGUCACCUGCGAAAGAUGGUAUUUGGGGUGUUCAAUCACUCAUGAAUCCCAAACUUGCAACCUCAUCAUCGUUUAUCAAGGUAUACUUCUCGAAUAAGAUGCUGGGUGUAGUGAAAGAACUUCUACAAUGCGAGGACGAAGAUUUAGUCAUGGAACUAUUUAAUUUAUUGAUUCGCCCCGAUCGCGACUUCGAGCUUCGUUGGCACCGAGAUGAUAUUCCAUCUACUGCCACGGCUGAAGAGGAACUCGCGAGACUAGCGGAGCCUGCAUGGCAUGCACAGUGGAACAUGGCAUUGUAUGAUGAUGCUUCUUUAAUUGUGGUUCCCAAGUCUCACAAGAGGGCGAGGACAGAUGCAGAGAGAGAAAUGAGUGAAUAUGAAACCGGAGUACAGGGCGAGAUCAGGGUAGAGAUGAGAGCGGGAGAUGUGGUGUUUUAUGAUAACAACAUUUUGCAUAGAGGAAAGUAUGAGAGUGGUAAGGAAAGGGCAACAUUACACGGGAGUGUAGGUCAUCGGAACGGUAAGGGAGUGAGAGCCAGGAAUGUACUGCAGCAUGGAUUGAGGGAGUGGGUUGGUGAUAUUGAUCUUAGUGUGCUGGACGAAGAAGAAAAAAAGAGAGCGGAGGGGAUGAGGAAGAGAUUAUUGGGAAUGGCUGAGGAAAGUGGUGAAGUGGGCUAUUCAUUGGAUGGAUGAGAUUGAAUAAUGGAUAGGAAUUGAUGACAGUAUACAGGCGACAGGCAUUUUGUGAUUAUCAUGCAUUGGAAGUCCAGAUACCUUGGAAAUCGGUUAUACUCAACUAUCUUGUGGCGAAAUCUUGAUGCUCUUGAGUGAAUUCGUUGUUGGCA